AUGUUGCUAUGGAGAAACUUGGUGUAUAACAUUGCCCUACCGUUCAAGAACCUCAAUAAGGAAGAUAGAAUCAUUCAACUAUGUCGUUUGUUCACAUGUGUUUUAGCAAUAGUGUGUUGUUUGGUAUGCAUAGUUGCACCAAGAGUCACCAAUACAACUUACGCAGCACGUAUAAAUUGUGCCCAUUUGGAUGUGGCUAAUGGGCUAUAUGAGUCCUUGAGAAACUCAGUGACCCAAGUCUUUAGUCCUGCGAUUUUCAACGAUCAGAUGAGUGGAACAGGGAAUUCGUUGACAAAUAGUGAAAUCAGAUUGAUUACCGAGUAUGCUGAGACACAAGUGGCAGGUAGUCCACAGUACUGCAUUUCUUCAUUGUGGACUUGGUGCUACGGUAAUUAUGAAACAUAUACGGUAGUAGAUAAGCAUGGGAAGGUUCUUACAAAGAAGAAAAACGAAGUCUUGACAUGCACUGAUAAAAGCUCCUACGUGUUUGAUUAUAUCAAUCAAUUGGAAUCCAUUGGCUUGGAGAUUAUAUUAGCUUAUGCCUAUCAAAGCUCAACGUUUGCCACAACACUGUAUGAAAAGCUAGUCAGUUCAAGAAACGCAAAGUUCCAAUUUGCCUUUAAUGGGAUCAUUUUUACUUGCUGUGCACAAUUUGUGAUUUUGCUAUGUAUUUUUGUUAUUUACUCAAACCGUGGCUCGUCAAGAGAUUUAUCGAAAAUCCCUGCCUUGGUUUUACACGUCGUGACGUUGAUUUCAUUGGCUUCCUCCCUCAGUAUAAUUAUUGGACUGGCAAUGAUUACAAACUUGUUUAUUAUCACCAGAAAUGAGAUUAAGAGUAAAUUGGGCGAUUUUGGAGUAACAUUUCAUAUGGGUUCCAAAUGGUUUCUGUUUUUAUCACUUUCAGCAGUAUUUGCAACAUUGUCACUGGUUUCAUGGGUUUUCCCUAUGUGGUGUGCCAAUCCCCUGAUUAGUCUCACUGAUCGAGAUGACGAAGCGUCCUUUUAUGAAGUGCCCACAAGAAGAAAUAACAUGGAAGAAUUUAGCAGGCAAGCUGAUUUCCAGACGAGGAGGUUUAAAUCUUCUGAACACAAUGGUGGGCAUGGCAGAACCAAGAUAGGUAAUAUAUUCCAUAAUCCUCGUCAUGCCGUUCACCAGGACGACCACCACGAGGAAGAAAUGAGAAAGCUAGGUGAAUCUUUAUCAAAAAAAUCAUCGGUAAGAAGAACAAAGUCCUUGGGAGCUAGAAAGGCGGAACUCGAAGAGCAGGGUAUCUUGCUAGAUAAUUUUGCAUUCAAGGAAGAUUAUCCAACUAUACAAGAAGAGACAUACGAUGGAUAUUCGAGUAGAUCUGUAUCUAGAUCAGCUCUGGAUAAAGUCACUAGAAAGGUUUCUGACAAGCGACAGCGCCAUUUAAUCAAGAGCCCAUUUGACGAGGAAGAUAAAAUGGAUGGCAUAUCACCAAGAAACUCGUAUCUAGAAGAUGACGAGUUGCAACUAUUAGAUAACCAAAUGUUCAAUUUGAAAAAAUAG
This is a messenger RNA of Candida dubliniensis CD36, 1530 nucleotides long. It is a transcript of the gene ECM7, whose product is annotated as Ecm7p. The transcript has a single exon. Gene Ontology annotation, cellular component: cell cortex of cell tip; plasma membrane. Bases 1 to 1530 code for a protein of 509 amino acids. The record is from RefSeq and is a predicted model, not a curated record. Lineage: Eukaryota; Fungi; Ascomycota; Pichiomycetes; Serinales; Debaryomycetaceae. Gene Ontology annotation, biological process: fungal-type cell wall organization.